GAGUAAGUAAUGCAGAUUCGUCACAUUGUCACUGCGCAACUGUACGUGCGUCUCGGCACAUUCUCGCUGCGUAGUUUUUGGUGCACUUUGACAUUUUGGCAACUGCGCAGUUGUGAGUGCACAUUGGCACAUUGUUACUGCGCAGUUGUGAGUGCGUGUCGGCAUAUCGACACUGCGUUGUUCUUUAAGAAAAGUCGUUAAUGCGGGGCGACAGCGUGUCGCCGCUGUCGCCGAGUGUGGUUCGAUGGCUCAGGCGUAGACAGUGAGACGAUCGAGAGGGCAGUGUGCUCUAGAAUUCGCCUGUGAAAGCAUCGGAACGCGCUUCGCUGAAAAUGGACAAUCAAGCUACGGCAGAUCAAACUUCGACAUCAGAAGUGGGAUUCGGCCCUGAACAAUCUACUGCAAGGGAUGUCUUCACGUUGCUAGAGCAGCAAAACAGAAAUUUUUUGACAUUGCUUAAGGGGCUACAGACGCCGGCGAGCGAGGUGCAACCUAGUAGCGAGAUCUGCUUGCCAAAAUACAAUCCGGACAUUGCGGGUGUAGACGCCACGCAGUGGGCCGCUACAGUCGAUAUAAUUUUACAAACAAAACCAUUGAGUGACAGCGCGCUAAUAUUAGUGUUGAGUAAAGCCUUGGAAGGCUCAUCGGCCCAGUGGUUAUCACAAAUUUGUUACCCAGGAAUAACCUGGCCACAGUUCCGGCAAUUAUUUGAGCAGCGUUACGAAACAUCGGAGACGCCAGCUGCUGUCAUUUCGAAUCUACUUAGCAGCCGUCCAAGCAAUGGUGAAAGCUUGCCCGUUUAUGCGAGUCGCUGCGUGACGUCACUAUGUACAAAACUCCGAAAUUUGAGUUCAGAACAAAUUGCCAUCGCGUUGGUUCUGGGACACAUGGGUAAUUUCGACCGACGUUUGCAGCGGACGCUACAUACAACGCAUAUAACUAGUCGACGAGAACUGCAAGCGGAGUUGCAAGCGUUCUCGGCACUGAGAGAACGUCCUGUCAUGUCAAAUGGGGAACCAGAGGCCAAGCGUGCUAGAACCAUGGAAAUCAAAUGCUAUCAAUGUGGAAAACCUGGCCAUAAGAAACAAGACUGCAAAUCUGGAAAGAGUACUCAGGCUCCGGCAACUGCGAGGGAGUGGCGCUCAGGGCAGCCUCGACUUGGAAGGGCUAAUGUGAUAUGCUACAGAUGUCAGGAGCCAGGACACAUUGCCACAAAUUGCCCGAAUAAAAAGCAGAGUACCGGAUCGGGAACGAAAUCGGAAAAAAGAGUGGAGCUGUGCGCUGUAGGGGAGCCUCAAUCGAGUAUGCUGGUAAAUGGUGAGAAAUUUCCAAUUACAUUUGACUCGGGAGCCGAGUGCUCAUUAGUUAAAGAAAGCACAUCUAAUAAGAUAGUUGGUAAGAGGAUUCAUAAUGUUAUCGCGUUAAAGGGAAUAGGUAAUGCCAAUAUUUGUAGUACUGUACAAAUUGAAUCAAACAUCAUGAUUGACGGUAACUCGUUGGUUGUUUUGUUCUAUGUAGUGCCAGAUGAAUGCAUGAAGAAUAAUAUUGUAAUUGGCAGAGAGAUAUUGGCUCAAGGGUUCUUAGUGGAAGUUGCGUACGAUAAUUUUAAGAUUGUCCAAAGUAAAGUUGUAAACAUUUGCGAAACCUAUCAACCCACUAAUUUCGAUGCCAUUGAAACUGAAAUGCUUGGAAAAGAAAAAGAAAUUUUAAUAUCAUUAUUGAAACAAUACUCAAAAUCUUUUAUUGAAGGCACUCCACAAACGCGGGUGGAUACUGGGGAAAUGCAUAUUCGUUUGAUUGAACCAACUAAGACCGUGCAAAGGCGACCAUACAGAUUUAGUCCAAGCGAAAGGGAGUUAGUACGUGCUAAAAUUAAAGAAUUAAUCGAGUAUAAAGUUAUCAGACCUAGUAGUUCACCAUUUGCUAGUCCUGCAUUAUUAGUAAAGAAGAAAAAUGGUUCAGCAAGACUUUGUGUUGAUUAUAGAGAAUUAAAUAAAAAUACUGUAGCUGAUAAGUUCCCAUUACCGUUGAUAUCAGAACACAUAGCUAGACUUAGGGGAGCUAAAUAUUUUACUUCUCUUGAUAUGGCUAGCGGGUACUACCAGAUUGCAAUGCACCCUGAAUCGAUUGAGUGUACUGCUUUUGUUACUCCUGAUGGGCAGUAUGAAUUUCUUUCAAUGCCUUUCGGAUUAAAGAACGCACCCUCAGUUUUUCAAAGAGCUGUAUUGAAAGCACUUGGAAACCUUGCCCAUACGUUUGUAAUUGUUUAUAUGGACGAUAUAUUAAUUGUUUCAGAAACUAAGGAAGAAGCGUAUGAGCGAUUGCAACAGGUAUUAAGCGUUCUGGUGAAGGCUGGGUUCUCUUUAACAUUUCGAAGUGCUUUUUCUUAA
Molecule: messenger RNA, 2390 nt
Organism: Drosophila albomicans
Lineage: Eukaryota; Metazoa; Arthropoda; Insecta; Diptera; Drosophilidae
Exons: 2
Coding region: 333-2390 (685 amino acids)
Molecular function (GO): nucleic acid binding; zinc ion binding
Source: RefSeq, a predicted model, not a curated record